AAGGAGCUGUGUCCGCUUAAAGUCGAGGUCUUGAGUGCUUAAGAAAUGGUCUUUGCACCAUUUUAAAGUUCAGGUGACUGACUUUAUCAGAGGUUGAAUUGCAAUAUUAAGCACGGGAUAUUAUUAACCCAUUACAAUUACUUACGUUGACCAUGAGCUGCACUUGACUGACUGACCUCGCCAGCACUGAGCUCUCUGUAACACUGAGCUUGCACUCAAAUCUCGGGUGCCUCAAUGGAGUGACAACCGCUCGACAUAGUUCUUUCUAGAAGCAUUUACAUUGAGCGCAGCAGCUUCCUUCCUGUGUGUUCAAUUAAUUUGCUGAACACUUGUGUAAUUACAAUACAGUGUAAUAUAUAAGUCGUUUGGUAUGCAUUGCCAUAAAAAAAACCGUGCUUUCCUGGUGUUACAAAUUACCAUGCUCAACAUACAUUAGGAAAAGUGGACUGUGCCCUCCAGAUCUAACUGCUGUCUUAUGGACUGUAAUCCUUGGCUAAAAGAUAUUAAUAUCUGUACACUGCUGCUAAUAGGAUUGACUUGAGGGUUAUGUAUCAGAACACAGGCUUAGUGUUGCCCUGUAUCACAUUGUACAUACAGCAGACAUAACUGAUUGUUCAGUCUUGGAUCUCAUCUGAAUGAAAGGCCCACAGAUAGCAGUUCGGGGGGAGACGGUGAAGGCAAUGGUUUUCAGCGACACUGCCCUGAUCAGGAUGCAGAAACAGAUGAGGAGAAAAGUACUCUGUACCAAAGACUCCAAAGGGGGGCGGACGAGAAACAGAGAUCCGUCUCCUCGAGGCAAGAAAACGGAGGAGCGGCGAAGCAGGAAAGAGAUGGAGCACAAGGACAGGAAGGACCAGGAUAAGGAGAGGGAGGAGCCGCAGGUGAAGCUCACCCCCUUCGAGAAGGUGACCUCUGACAUGGUGCACAACGAGAAGGUGGUAGAGGAGAUCACGCUGGGCCGGCGAAUGGGAUUCUAUCAGAUCCGCGGAGAAAUCGGCUCCGGGAACUUCUCUCAGGUCAAACUGGGAAUUCACGUGCUGACAAAGGAAAAGGUUGCUAUCAAGAUCUUGGAUAAGUCCCGUCUGGAUAAGAAGUCCCAGAGUCUGUUUGACUCCGAGAUCGCCUGCAUGGAGAAGCUCUCCCACCCCAACAUCAUCCGGCUGUACGAGGUGCUGGAGACUCUGAACCGGCUGCACCUUGUCAUGGAGUACGCGGGCGGCGGGGAGCUCUUCACCAGGAUCAGCACCAGGGGGCGCCUCUCGGACCUGGAGAGCAAGCUGGUCUUUUCACAAGUCAUCUCAGCAGUCAAGCACAUGCACGACAUCAACGUGAUCCACAGGGACCUAAAAGCAGAGAACAUCUUCUACACUGCGAGCUACUGCGUCAAGGUGGGAGAUUUUGGUUUCAGCACGACCUGCGGCCCUAACGACCUCCUGAACACCUUCUGUGGCUCCCCCCCUUACGCGGCCCCUGAACUCUUCCGGGAAAAGGGCUACUUAGGGAGGUACGUGGACAUCUGGGCACUCGGCAUAGUCCUCUACUUCAUGGUCACUGCCACCAUGCCUUUCCAUGCAGACAACCUGGGCAGGCUGAAACGCUGCAUCCUGCAGGGCUCCUACACCAUCCCGGCCCACGUUCCGGAGCAGUGCCAGCAGGUGAUCAAAGGCAUCCUGCGUCCCGUGCCGGUGGACCGCUCCUCCAUCGCUCAGGUGAUGUCCAGCCCCUGGCUCAAGGGGAUCGAGUUCCCCCAGCCAUACCAGCCCUUCCUUCUCACCCCGGCUCACCUGGCAGACUGCGUGCCCAAGCAAACGGAGGAGCAGGAGGUGAAGAACGCCCUGCUGGAGCUGGGGAUCACUGACGCUCACAUCCAGAACAACGGCUUCAGAGACUCCCAGAGCUCCAUCACCGGUAUCUACCGCAUCCUGCUGUACCGCGUGCAGAAGAGGAGGUUCGUGGAAGCGGUGGGCUUCGCUGCGGAGUGUCCCGACUUCCGAUCAAGGAAAGGCUGGAGCAAGAACCUGGCAGUGGACAAGCUGACUGCAUCCACCGUCUGCGUGAUUCUCUGAAUGCGCGUUACAGCACGCUGCACGUGCGAAUAAAUAGAAUGUAAUAGCAUGUAUUUAUUUAACAUUUAUUUUGCAGAUUUUAUCAGGAACGUUUUGCCAAGGCAUAAUAAAGUUCAUAUCCCAGUAAUUAUAAUAAUAUAAUUUUUUUUCACAGGUUCUUAAGUUGAAUCAGCUUCAUCCUCGCUGUCUGGGUUCUUGCCUCUAAUCAGCAUGACCUGCAGCACAGGAUGUGAUACUUACCUGGAAGUUGCAGUUUAGAAAUUCAUAGCGUUGAAGACAGAUCUUCAUAAGAUAACACUUUACAUUAAGUGUCUCUAAUUACUGUGUAUUUACAUAGUAGUCACAUAGUAAAAUACAUGUGUACUUCCACAUAAUUACAAUGUUUUUAUGCAUAGUUACAAUGUCCUUAAAGUGUAAAUCUUUAUGUACGAUAUAUGUAAGUACACAAUUGUAUCAGAAAGGGGUUAGGGUUAGGGGGGAUUAGGAAUAGGGUUAGGGUUAGGGUUAUAUCAUGCAAAAUGAUUUACUCAUUAAGUACAUUGUACCACAUGUAUUUGCUAAGUAUCUGCUAUAUAAGCAUACAGUAAUCAGAGACACUUAAUGUAAAGUGUUGCCCUUCAUAACAAGAAAUAAGUGAGUGAUAAUGAUGCGAAUAAGAAGAACAUGGAUUUUAAAGCCUUGGUUUUUUUACAUAGCCGGACAAAAUAGCAAUGCUUCUUUACUGAGUGACCAAUAGAAAAAAACUAAAAUGUUAACGAGAAGACAUCUUUAGUCUUUCUGGUUUGUGUUUUUCGAUGUGUUUUUUUUUUCAAUCUAAUAAAAGAGACACGAUUUCCUUUAUCAACAUGGAUACAGCAUGGGUCUUAUUGUAAGAUAGUCCCACAAUUGUUGCUGGACUUGUUUAUUUGUAUAUAACUUAGAACAAAGAGUGACGUGCAAUAUGAUUUUUAUAUAUAUGGUUUUUUUUCUAUACAUGUGACUUUAGUGAACCACGAUUUCCAAAUGCAUUCAAUAUCAAUUGUGCUGAAGCAGGCCUGUUUUUCACUUGUUAAAUACAGUAUCUGGAACGAGAAAAGUACUGAGGCGGAAUAUCAAGUCACCAGCAGGGGGAGCUGUGUUACCAGUUUUCUUCAGUGGAUUCCAAGUUAUAUUACAAUGGAAGGCAGGAGCAGAACACCUCGUGUGAAACUGCUAGGAAUAUUCACCGGAUGUUUAAGGUUAGAUAAGUACAUCACAUAUAUAUUAAAGCCAUUUCCUCUUGAAGAUAACUGAAAAGUUAACAAUACACCAUGAACGCCUUUUCCAGUAACCCUUAUCAUAAUCGCUGGCUGUUACGUUGGUUUCAUUCUCAACCCACACUUUACCACCUUACACAUGAGAAAUUAGAGUCAUAAAUUGUAAUGGUCCUACAUGCGAUAGUGCAGAACCCCCUUUUAUUUUACUAUUGCUGUACCUUUGGCAGCACAUCAUGGAAACCCGUCCUGGCACAUCCUGUACCAUAAAAAAAAAAAAUACUUCACAGGUAUUUGCAAGUUUUUACUAGUUACUAUUUUCAUUAAAAACAAAAAGAAAAUAAAUCUCGCUUUAAUGUGUUUCAACAGACUUCAAUCUGCGUUUUGCAACACUUUUUUUUGCCACUUUAUCUAUAUAUAUAAUUUACUGCUGAUAAUUCCAGCAAUGACUGCUAGUGGGUUAUCUGGUGACAUGCUGGUUUUAAGAGACAGUAUACUGAUAACACAAAAAGGAGUUCAAACACAUACAUAAUAACUUAAUAGUUACACUGUACUUGAAAGGAUAAAAAGACUUAAGAGUUUAUCAUAUUAUAACCAAAUGCAUAGAAGUGUAUGAUAAGAAAAGUUGGGUUAAGAUUAAUGCAGAAUCAAGGCAGUAUUGUGUUCGCCAGGCAGAGUGUGACAGACGAACACAAUCAGUCAACUACUGUAAAGUUACAGUAAAACUGUAUAGCCAAUUGCUUGUUGCUUCCACUCCUUAUUGAAUCUAAUUGCUGGAGAAAUCUGCCUUAUCUAUUCGGAAUGCUGGGAUUUUCAGAUGGAAUUUUCAACAGGGUUCCAACAAUCUUCAGAACCUCAGCUGGUUCCAAUAGAACUUCCAGCAGAAAAAAAAAAAACCUUCUUGCUGUGGAUGCAGUGUGCACACCUUGCCUUAACAGUGAAUAACAAAACUGUUGUGAGGUGAGACAGGGCUUGCAAAGCCUUUUUAAUAAACUCACCUUUAUCUUGAGGCAGCUGUGAAUCUGAUAAAAAAAAGAUAGGAAUGAUUCAUGAAGGUAUUAUGCUUUGUUACUGGAGUGACUGUUUAUUGAGUAUGCAUUGGAGUCUGUAACAUUGGGACAGUGUUGCACAGGUUAAUGAGAUAACGCUUGACAGAGAAAUUACAGUGUGAGAUUAAUGAAUGGCUCAUAAACUGGAAGAUUAAAAAGGUAACUUUUGGUUUCAG
This is a messenger RNA of Acipenser ruthenus (sterlet), 4523 nucleotides long. Its product is annotated as serine/threonine-protein kinase NIM1. Bases 636 to 2066 code for a protein of 476 amino acids. Gene Ontology annotation, cellular component: cytoplasm. Lineage: Eukaryota; Metazoa; Chordata; Actinopteri; Acipenseriformes; Acipenseridae. The transcript has 5 exons. Gene Ontology annotation, biological process: intracellular signal transduction; microtubule cytoskeleton organization; protein phosphorylation. The record is from RefSeq and is a predicted model, not a curated record. Gene Ontology annotation, molecular function: protein serine/threonine kinase activity; tau-protein kinase activity; ATP binding.